Messenger RNA from Menidia menidia (Atlantic silverside), 1540 nucleotides. The record is from the annotation of a GenBank genome assembly. NCBI's taxonomy places the organism in Eukaryota, Metazoa, Chordata, Actinopteri, Atheriniformes, Atherinopsidae.
CCUCGUCUGCCACUUCCUGUCUAAUCGCCGGUUGCUGUCAGAUGAACUCUCAGGGUGAAUGCAUCGCAACAAUGCGGGUGCUGGUGACUGGAGGGUCUGGUUUGGUGGGGAAGGCCAUCCAGCAGGUGGUCAAAGAGGCGGGUGGAGCCAAGGACGGAGAAGAAUGGAUAUUUCUGUCCUCCAAAGAGGCAAACCUCAUGAACAUGACAGAGACGCGGGCGGUUUUUGAGAAACACCGGCCCACCCAUGUCAUCCACCUGGCUGCCAUGGUGGGAGGACUUUUUAAGAACAUGAAGCACAAUCUGGACUUUUGGAGAAACAACAUCUACAUAAACGAUAACGUGCUGCAGGCUGCACAUGAAGUGGGCGUGGUGAAGGUGGUUUCCUGUUUGUCUACCUGCAUCUUUCCCGAUAAGACAACGUAUCCAAUUGAUGAGACUAUGAUCCAUAACGGUCCACCUCAUGAGUCCAACUUCGGCUACGCAUAUGCAAAGAGGAUGAUUGACGUCCACAACAGGGCUUAUUUCCAGCAGCACGGACGCUGCUACACAGCUGUGAUUCCCACAAAUGUCUUUGGCCCUCAUGACAACUUCAGCAUAGAGGACGGCCAUGUGCUGCCGGGCCUCAUACACAAAGCCUACAUCGCUCAAAGAGGGGAAGCCCUUGGUGGUCUGGGGAUCCGGCACUCCCAGACGGCAUACGACAUCAGUAAAGCAGAUGGUCAGUUUAAGAAAACAGCCAGCAAUGCAAAGCUACGCCGCUAUCUACCGGACUUCAAAUUCACACCAUUCCAGCAGGCUUUAAAAGAAACCUGCAACUGGUUUGUUGGCAACUAUGACACCGCCCGGAAGUGAAACCUCUGCUGGCCCUCGUGUGUCUGCUCACUUCCUGUUUCUGUGAUGGUCUGAGAGGGCCGGAGGAGGUCGUAGUGGCUCCUAUCUGAGGGCUGAUCAUGAAUGGUGUCAGUCUGGUCCUCGCUGAGACUCAGUAAGCUGGGCUGUGUGCGGCUAACCCCCCACCUAUUUGUACUCAAAGGAAAAUGGUUGUAGCUGCAGGCAGUGCAGUGUACCACCUCCAUGUUUUUUUACAUUUUUUUCUGUAACUGCUCCCAGGAUAGUUACUGAUGGGUAUUGGAAACGGAUUUGCCUUAUUUAAUGCACAGCUUAUACAUGUCCUGUUUUUGUUUAUGAAUGACACUUGUGGAAAUAAAAUGUUACAACAUUAUAGGCUAAGACUUUGAAAGAAUUAGUCCAGUGCAAUAAGACAGUUUUAUGACAUAUCUGAAAACCUCACACGUUCAGUGUGCUAUCCCUGGUUCUGAGCAUGUCAAACAGAUGUUAUUGCAACCUCUGUGUCAAUACCAUUUGAACCACAGAGGUUAGAUCUGAUUGCAGCAAUUGAUUUCGAGACAAUUCUUCUUUCAUUUGUCCCAUAUCUACAAUGUCCUGUUCUGGACAUAGCCUAAAAGAUGGGCCUCCUUCACCAAGUUACAUCAACAUUUAAUUUCACUUUGGGAUCAAGUAUUUUAGAUUAAUUUUUG